Messenger RNA from Anastrepha obliqua, 2169 nucleotides. It is a transcript of the gene Vps52, whose product is annotated as vacuolar protein sorting-associated protein 52 homolog. Gene Ontology annotation, cellular component: GARP complex. NCBI's taxonomy places the organism in Eukaryota, Metazoa, Arthropoda, Insecta, Diptera, Tephritidae. Gene Ontology annotation, biological process: retrograde transport, endosome to Golgi; lysosomal transport; endocytic recycling. The coding region runs from base 108 to 2093 and encodes 661 amino acids. The transcript is spliced from 6 exons. Gene Ontology annotation, molecular function: syntaxin binding. The record is from RefSeq and is a predicted model, not a curated record.
UUUCGCUGUACUGCUGCAAAAAUUUUCGCUGCCACCGACGUACUGAAAAAGUAAACAAAUUUUUUAACAAAGGCAAAUAAUAAGCAAAUUGAGUACAAUAAAUUGCAAUGUCCGUGGCAGAGUCCAAUUUAACAGAGCAGCUAGACAAUGAGGAGGUACGUGAAAUACUCAAGAACACCACAGACCUCCGGCAAUAUUCACGUCAAAUUGAGAAGGAAUUCAAGGAUGUGGAGAACAAAUCCAUUGAGGAUUAUAUUGCAGAAUCUCAAAAUAUAGCUAGUCUACAUAACCAGAUCGGCGAAUGCGAUGAUGUUUUGGAGCGCAUGGAAACAAUGUUAAUGAAUUUUCAGAGUGUACUUAGUAAUAUAAGUAGCGAAAUUACGCAGCUGCAAAAGAAGUCGGUUGCCAUGUCAGUGCAGCUCACCAAUCGACAGUCGGUAAAAGCGCAGCUUUCUCAGUUCAUUGAAGACAUGGCGGUGUCGGAGGAGAUGAUUGCGAUUAUUAUGGAAACACCAGUGACGGAAAAAGAAUUUGCUACGCAGUUGAAUGUUUUGAAUCACAAACUUUCGCUGGUAAAAGAGCUAAGUUUCAAAGACUCGAAAGCGACGGGUGAUAUGAAUGAAGUGCUGCAUAAAUUGCGCCUGAAGGCUAUGUCGAAGAUCAGGAUAUAUUUGCUUGAACAAAUCUACAAAUUUCGCAAACCCAUGACAAAUUAUCAAAUACCGCAAAAUGCGAUGUUAAAACAUAAAUUCUUCUUUGAAUUCAUUUUGUCCAAUGAGCGGCAAGUCGCACAAGAGAUUUGCAGUGAAUAUAUCGACACAAUGAGUAAAAUCUAUUAUAGCUACUUCAAGAGUUACUCCUCACGUUUGACGAGUUUAAAAUUCGAGGAGUCUUGCACAAAAGAUGAUCUAAUGGGAAUAGAGGAUAAUCUUUCGAAAGGAUUAUUCGCUAAGACCACAAGUUUGAAGCACAAAAGCACAAUUUUUACAAUUGGCAAACGCGGCGAGAUACUUAAUCAGCAACUAGAAGCGCCUAUAAUUGUACCGCAUGCCCAGUUGAAAAAUAGGUACACUUUUGAGGCUUUGUUCCGGUCAGAGCAGUACGCACUCGUGGACAACGCCUGCCGCGAAUAUUUAUUUGUAACUGAAUUUUUUAUGGUGCGUAGCAUACAAGCACAAGAUCUUUUCAAUCAGAUUAUGGGCAAGACACUAACGCUAAUGAUUAAAAACUUGGAAACUAGUAUUCAGGACUGCUACGACACUAUUGCGAUGUUCCUUUGCAUUCAAUUAAUUUUUCGCUACCAACUAAUGUGUCACAAACGCUGCGUACCUGCGUUGGAUAAAUAUUGGGACUCGCUACAGGCUACCAUCUGGCCGCGUUUUGAUCAUGUAUUCCGUUUAAACAUACAAAGUAUACGCGAUUGUGAUCCCACAAAGUUCAACAAGGAAAUGGGGCCGCACUAUAUUACCCGCCGUUAUGCCGAAUUUUCCGCUGCCAUUGUAGGUAUCUCGGAACAUUUCCCGAAUGAACUUGUUAGUCGCUUACUGCUCGAAUUGCAAAACGAAGUGGAAUGUUUCAUUUUACGCAUGGCAGCUAUUUUCCCAACACGUAAAGAACAAUUGAUCUACCUUAUAAACAAUUACGAUUUGGUUCUGGGUGUGUUGAUGGAACAUACUCGCGACAACUCCAAAGAAGCGGAAUCGUUCCGCGAGCAACUCAAUGCACGCAGCGCCGAAUAUGUUGAAGAAAUAUUAGCGCCACACUUCGGCGGCAUCAUACAAUUUGUAAAGGAAUUCGAACACUUUUUCGAAAAGGAGGAAAUGGAUGAGUUGCGAAAACAAGAGCGGCGUAGCCUUGCUCUAGUCGCUAGUUUUUCGACAAAUUGGAAAAAGUCCCUAGAAGAGUUGAAUCGCGAAGUACUGCUCUCUUUUCCCUCCCUACUUACCGGCUCUCAAUUGCUGCAACUUGCACUGGCUAGUCUAGUGCAAUACUACCAUCGUUUUCAUAAGUUAUUAACGCCCAAUGCGCGUGCGCAGCUAACAAACAUACAUGUCGUAAUGGUGGAAAUCAAGAAAUAUAAAAGUAAUUAUUAAUUUAUUCAACGCACACUAAUACACAGGUAGUCAGUUAGUGAAAUUAAUUUAAAUAAAACAUUCCAAUAGUAAAUUA